Chrysochloris asiatica (Cape golden mole) is the source of this 573-nucleotide messenger RNA. It is a transcript of the gene PFDN6, whose product is annotated as prefoldin subunit 6. Bases 106 to 495 code for a protein of 129 amino acids. Lineage: Eukaryota; Metazoa; Chordata; Mammalia; Afrosoricida; Chrysochloridae. Gene Ontology annotation, biological process: protein folding; chaperone-mediated protein complex assembly. Gene Ontology annotation, molecular function: protein-folding chaperone binding. The transcript has 5 exons. The record is from RefSeq and is a predicted model, not a curated record. Gene Ontology annotation, cellular component: prefoldin complex; cytoplasm.
AUUAGUAAGUCUGAAGGGAGAACGUGAGUAGAGUAGGAAAUUCGGGAGCUCCCGGUAUCAGACCCAGCGCCCCUCUCCCGCUCCUCGCAGGUUUUCGUCCCCGCUAUGGCUGAGCUGAUACAAAAGAAACUACAAGGAGAAGUGGAGAAAUAUCAACAGCUACAGAAGGACUUGAGUAAAUCCAUGUCAGGGCGGCAGAAGCUUGAGGCACAACUAACAGAAAACAACAUCGUUAAGGAGGAGCUGGCUCUGCUGGAUGGGUCCAACGUGGUCUUCAAACUUCUGGGUCCUGUGCUGGUCAAACAGGAGCUAGGGGAGGCUAGGGCCACUGUGGGGAAGAGGCUGGACUAUAUUACAGCUGAAAUUAAGCGCUAUGAAUCCCAGCUCCGGGACCUGGAGAGGCAGUCAGAGCAACAGAGAGAGACCCUUGCUCAGCUGCAGCAGGAGUUCCAGCGGGCACAGGCGGCAAAGGCAGGGACUCCUGGGAAAGCCUGACCUCGUGGGGGGGGGGGGGGGGAUAGGGAGGCAGCUCUAGGAUCUAUAAUGUAGCUAAUAAAAUGUGAAAACACCUGG